ACGACUUGCCGUAGUUACGUCAGCUAAUGGAAAUUGUCAGAGUGGCAAGAUGGCUACUGAACCAAAUAAGACCGAAAUCCUUACCAUUUUCAAAAGACUAAGAUCUAUUCCUACAAACAAGGCUUGUUUUGAUUGUGCUGCCAAAAACCCGAGCUGGGCGAGCAUCCCGUACGGUGUGUUCCUGUGCAUCGACUGCUCUGGCAUCCACCGCUCACUGGGAGUGCAUCUCAGCUUCAUCAGAUCUACUGAGUUAGACUCCAACUGGAACUGGUUUCAGCUCAGAUGUAUGCAAGUUGGAGGCAAUGCCAAUGCGACGGCCUUCUUCCGUCAACACGGCUGCUCCACAAACGACACCAACGCUAAGUAUAACAGUCGCGCAGCCCAGAUGUACCGGGAGAAAAUUCGCCAGCUGGCAAAUGCAGCAUUGUCCAAGUAUGGCACAGAACUCUGGAUCGACUCUCCUGCAGGAGGAACUCUGGCUGCUGCUGAGAAGAAGGAGGCCGACUUUUUUGCAGAACAUGCGCAGCUUGCUAACGACUGGAGCAUGGGGCCCCCCUCAGAGCCGCAGCAGAAUGGAGCCGCCAUCACUCCACAGCUGACGGACACAUCGGCUAAAGGCCAGGCUGACAACCAGCCAGAGGAAGGACCCAGCAUCGAUGGUCUGAGCACAUCACCCAAAGCCUCCCUCGAUGUGAAGCCUUCCAUCAUCGGGAAGAAGAAGCCCAUGGCUGCCAAGAAAGGGCUCGGAGCAAAGAAAGGUCUCGGUGCCCAGAAGGUGAGCAGCCAGAGUUUCUCUGAGGUGGAGAAGCAGGCGCAGGUGGCCGAAAAGCUGAGGGAGGAGCAGGUGGCCGAGGCCAAGAAACAAGCCGAGGAAUCCAUAGUGACGUCGAUGCGUCUGGCCUACAAGGAGCUGGAGAUCGACAGGAAGAUGGAGGAGAAGAAGCUGCAGAGCCUGGAAGGGAAGAAGAGGGAGCAGGCCGAGAGGCUGGGGAUGGGCUUCGGGAACAGGAGCGCCGUGUCGCACUCGGUCAUGUCAGAGAUGCAGGUGAUCGAGCAGGAAACACCUGUGGGAGCCAAGUCGUCCUCUCGCUCCAAACUGGACAUGUUUGAUGAGCCGGGCUUCACCUCUGGACCCCCGAAGUACAAGGACAACCCCUUCACUGUGGGGGACAGUUUUGGAUCCCGGUGGGACACUGAUGGAGGGACCGCUUCUUUCACCACCUCCUGGACUCUGGAGAAGGAGGACCCCAAAGAGGAGGUCACCAUCUCUAGUAUUCAGCCAAUUGGAGAGAGACGUCCCAGCAGGAGGAAAGCAGAGGCGUCGGCUCCGGUCUCCGAGUCCAAUGAGGCCAGACAGAAGUUCGCCAACGCCAAGGCCAUCUCCUCCGACAUGUUCUUCGGACGGGAGAGCAGCGCAGAGUACGAUGCCAAGACGAGACUGGAGAGCAUGUCUGGCAGCACCUCCAUCAGCUCGGCCGACCUGUUUGGAGACGACAGCGACCAUAAAGGGAGGGCAUCAGGCUUCGACAACGUGCUCCCCUCCGGCCCGGACAUCGCUCAGUUCAAACAGGGAGUGAAGACCGUCGCGGGCAAGAUGGCCGUCCUCGCCAACGGCGUGAUGAACACGAUCCAGGACCGUUACGGCUCCUACUGAGCGGCGGCCUGAAGACACGCCUACCAACGCCCGUGUAGAACCAACCAGCCUCCGAAUGACACGUGCAUCUGGACGACACGCAGAGGGUUGCAUGAGGAAAGACGGCGUCCCUCUCGCCCGUCCUCCACUAGAGACAAUUUUCCAGGACUGAGACAGUAUUUCCUCCUCUCAUCCUCAUUAGCAGACUCUUAUUUUCAUAAACGAAACCAUGAAAGGAUUUAAAUUCUUUUCUAAAACCAGAUGAUUUUGUCGUUUACUGUCUGCAAUAUUUUGGUCUUAGCUUUUCAAAAACAAUGUGAGUAAAUUCUUCUAUAUUUUAUUCUUUAUUCAUAAAUCAGAGUGUUGAUUUUGUUUUAUGUGAUAUUAAAACAAGGCACAGUUUCUAUUUUUAGUUAAUUUGAAGAGAAAGUUUCAGCAGGUUUCUUUUUACUGACACGAAGCACUGAUUCUGUGGAGGUGAACCAUCGGACGUCUUAGCUGCUGUUAUUUCCUCCAGACGGCCGACCCGGCGGUUCUGUUCUGCUGUCAUUUACUUCGGCUUGUUUCACUUCCACGGCUGUAAACGGUUGACAGGAAUCAGACGUGCUCGGCGUGGUGUGAGCGUUUCCAUCCAUCACACACCCCCCUUCGCCUUGCGCUCUGAGCAGACUCCAUGUUGGCCGAGCAGAUGAGGUCUGGAGGCGGUUUGUUCAUUUUCUGAUAUUUUUCCCUCUACAUGCCUGUGUAUUCCUCACCUACUGAGAGCCUCCAGAAAAAAACACGUGUGGACUGAAAGGAUGAAAGUAUUUAUUUGUAGGCUACAAAAAAAACUUAUUCAGUAUGUUAAUAAAGAUCAAAAACCUU
Melanotaenia boesemani (Boeseman's rainbowfish) is the source of this 2497-nucleotide messenger RNA. It is a transcript of the gene arfgap2, whose product is annotated as ADP-ribosylation factor GTPase activating protein 2. Lineage: Eukaryota; Metazoa; Chordata; Actinopteri; Atheriniformes; Melanotaeniidae. The record is from RefSeq and is a predicted model, not a curated record. Bases 50 to 1654 code for a protein of 534 amino acids. Gene Ontology annotation, biological process: COPI coating of Golgi vesicle. Gene Ontology annotation, molecular function: GTPase activator activity. The transcript has 16 exons.